Messenger RNA from Schistocerca cancellata (South American locust), 2134 nucleotides. RefSeq names its product cytochrome P450 4C1-like. The transcript has 12 exons. The coding region runs from base 9 to 1520 and encodes 503 amino acids. Lineage: Eukaryota; Metazoa; Arthropoda; Insecta; Orthoptera; Acrididae. The record is from RefSeq and is a predicted model, not a curated record. Gene Ontology annotation, molecular function: oxidoreductase activity, acting on paired donors, with incorporation or reduction of molecular oxygen; monooxygenase activity; heme binding.
UGCUCGCGAUGGAUGGGCAGGACCUGCUGGUUGUCGGAGUAGCCGUGGCGCUGCUGGUGGCACUGGUACAGCACGUGUCGCGCAACUGGCGGCUCUGGAGGAGCGUGGGCUGCCUUCCGGGUCCUCCGGCCCUGCCCAUCGUAGGGACCGCCUGGCUCUUCGUCGUCACUAAGCGCGAAGGUUUGCUGGCACUGGUACGGAAGGUAAUGAAGAGUCACGGGACAGUAUUCCGCAUGUGGUAUGGAAAUUUGCCGGAGGUCCACAUCAUAAACGCAGAGAAUAUUGAGAAAGUUCUCAGCAGCUGCGACCUCAUCACAAAAUCUGUGCACUACACAUUCCUGAGACCGUGGCUGGGAGAAGGUCUCCUAACCAGCGCUGGUAAUAAAUGGCAGAGGCGGAGGAAAAUGUUGACUCCUGCGUUUCACUUCAAAAUUCUUGAAAACUUUGUGGGUGUUUUCGCAGAAAAGUCGAAGGUGUUACUAGAAAAACUGAGAAAGAAAGCAGAGGGACCUGAAUUUGACAUCUACCCGUCCAUAGCGCUUUGUUCACUCGAUAUUAUUUGCGAGACUGCAAUGGGCACAUGCGUCAACGCCCAAGAGGAUGCUGGGUCCGAGUACGUUUCGGCAACCUGCUCAGUGACGGAGCUGACGAUGAAAAGAGUGUUGAAACCCUGGCUAUACCCCGACUUCAUAUUCCGCAUGACGCCAUCGGGUAGACAGUACUACAAGUGCCUCGACACGGUGCAUCAGUUUUCUAAGCAGGUAAUAACUGAGAGGAGGAAAGAGAGACAACGCAGCGCACUCAACGUACGUGCACUAAGCCAAGACAACACAGGUGUGAAGCAUCGCGUCGCUUUCUUGGAUUUAUUACUGGAUAUGUCCAUGAAUGGGGAAAAUCUUGACGACGCUGAUAUCCAGGAGGAAGUUGACACUUUCAUGUUCGAGGGUCACGACACAACCGCCGCUGCGAUGUCUUGGGCCGUCUUCUUGCUCGGACAUCAUCCAGAUGUUCAGCAAAAGGCUUUCGAAGAACUAAACGAAAUAUUUCAAGGGUCCGAUAGGCUUCCCACAUUUCAAGACUUACAGAACAUGAAGUACCUGGAGAUGGUCAUCAAGGAGACGCUCCGUCUGUACCCCAGCGUCCCUUUUAUCGGUCGUAUCAAUUCAAAGGAAUCAGAAAGUGGUGGCUACAAGCUGCCAGAGGGCGUGAUGCUGGUCCUGCAUGUCUACGAGAGUCACCGCGACCCCAAACACUGGCCGGAUCCGGAGCGCUUCGACCCGGACAACUUCCUGCCGGAGAGGGUGCAGGGCAGGCACCCCUUCGCCUACGUGCCCUUCAGCGGUGGACCCCGCAGCUGCAUAGGGCAAAAAUUUGCACUGCUGGAAGAGAAGACUGUCCUCUCUUCACUAUUGCGGAACUAUGUCAUUGAGUCUGUAGAGAGACGUGAAAAUAUGAAAGUCACUGCAGAGCUCAUCCUUCGGCCCAUGAAUGGAAUCAAGGUGAAGCUGAGGACCAGGUAGCUCUGGAAGCUGGUGCUUCCAUUAGUAUAAUGUUGCUGGUAUUUCUCUAAGAAAUAUUUUGAUAUAAAAUGAAUGAAAAAUAUUUUUUUAUGUGUUUUAAAAUUACUUGCCUGUUUACUUAUACAGCGGUAAUUUGUUUCAAUUUUGGAAAAUUGUUGAAAGACGUAGAGAAAUUUUGAGAAUCAUUUUUAUUUUGUAAUACCAAAAGAAAAUCUCAAGUUUUUACAAGUCAGUUUUGUGAUUAUUACUUAAUAAAUGCAGUGUUUAAAAUGUGUGAUAUUUGUUGGUCAUUGCCUAUAUAGAUAUAUUACUUUGUAGUUGGUAGUGCAUUGCUACCAGUUCAGAGGUGAUUGUAGAACAAGACUUAAUCACUAACAUUCAGUCAGCAUAGAAUUGAUUCUCAAUCUACCUGAUCAAAGACAGCAGCAGUUGUUGAUGUCAAAUUUUGUUUUAUUUCACACAGUAAAGUUCUCAAAAAUAAUUUAAGGUUAUAGUGCAACCCUCACAGACCCAAAUAAAUACAAUGAGUCAUAUGUAAAUACAAUAGUAAAUUGUUGUAUCUCACUAUGAUGGUCAAAUGUUAACAAUGAAAUACACCAGCACUAAAAAUUUUA